Messenger RNA from Fusarium proliferatum ET1, 1287 nucleotides. RefSeq lists its product as uncharacterized. The transcript has 2 exons. The record is from RefSeq and is a predicted model, not a curated record. The coding region runs from base 1 to 1287 and encodes 428 amino acids. Lineage: Eukaryota; Fungi; Ascomycota; Sordariomycetes; Hypocreales; Nectriaceae.
AUGGCCCCCCUGUCACAAAUCGUCCGUCGUGCUUUCAAUCCCGGACUUCCCUCCAACGAGUUCUCCGAGCAAUGGAAACAUCCGAGCGACGUUUUCUCCGUGCUCCUGAUUCUCGGUGGUGAUGUUGUUGCUCGCGCGCUAGCACAAUUGGUAGGAUCGCGCUUUACGCCAGUCGCGUUCUCGUUUGGUUGGGUUGCUUACGCGAUAACCGCUGUUGUUUCGGCGAUCGGCGAGAAUAAGCUGAUGCCACCCGCUGACUUCUCCUGCACUGUUAUCAAUGGCGAGACUGGGUAUACUCGCGAUAACAACAGCUGGAUUAUCGGCCGUAUGGUAAGAGACUUUGAGACAUGGAUGGACAAGCAACCUCGGGCAGUGGAGCCGUCAGCUCAGCCAUUGGACCCAAGUCCGAAUGCGGUCCGUGCUCGCGUUGAGGAAAUCAUCGAGCUGAAGUGGGAGGAUCUGAAACAACGUGCGAGGCAGAAAGGUCGGCCGGAACCGGAGCGACCGCCCAAGGCCGGACUUUGUGUUUCUGUCUACAGAGCAAGGAAAGCCACCAAGGGCUAUCCCGGAUACGACGCUCCGUACAUCGCCGGCUUCCUCACCUGCAUCGUCCAGCUUGGCGUGGCAGCUAUACCAUGCGGCAUAUUCGGCGACUGGAGCAUUCUUGUAAUUACGGCUGCCGGCAUCCUGUUGUCCUUUGCUUCUGGGGCUUUGCCGCAGUGGUCAAAGGAGAAGUGGGCGUGCCGAACCGACACGGAAAAGACCUUUGUGUUAACCCGUGGAAACGGCAGCCAACACGCCAUCGUGAUCCAGGGUGUGGGCAUCGGUCUGGAUCUUGAGGAUCUCGCUGCUGCCGAUUCGGGUGCGUUUGCCGAUCGGGAAACUAGAUUGAUUGUCACCGCUCUCGGCUUCCUCUGGAUCCUUCUCCUUAUCACCGCGUCGGGAAUCAGGCAGAAUACAUGGUUCCUCCUUGCAGUUGGUGGCAUAGGCAUUCUGCAGAACAUGUACGUCGCUGGCACGAGUCGCUCUCCCGAAGCAUUCGGCGUGCCUCUUGAGUUUGUGGAAGUCAUAGGCAAGCCCAAGGUCAUGGACACUUUGCUCGAAGUUGAGGAACGUUAUUCCCGCCUAGGGAAGAGUAUGCUGCCAAUUUUCUUCACGGGAGAAUUACGUGAGGAAGAACAAAAGAGAUGGGAUAAUUAUGACAAGAUGGCCAAGGAGGCAAGAGACAGAGCGAGGAAGGAGAAAGAAAAGAAGAAGGAAGAGUCGCGCAACCUUACCAACCACUAA